UAGGACAGGGCUUGGAGCAACCUGGUCUAGUGGGAGGUGUUUGUGCCCAUAGCAGGGGCCUUGAACUCGAUGGUCUUUGGAGAUCCUUCCCAACUCAGACCAUCCUAUGAUAUGCAAUUUACAACUUUAUGCGUCACAGCAGGAGCAUCAGAAAGAUGCAGGCAAUUCCGUAAUGUCAGUUUUGUGUGAAAAUUGAGCUGUGCAAGUGUUUUGGAGUGAGUUGGGCUAAAAUGGGUAUAUAAAUGGGAAAAUCACUCUUUUGGGGGGAAGCUGUCUGCAAAUGACUUGCAAAACUUGAAAUUUUAUGUAUUUUUCAGGCAGAAGUGAAAUUUUCAGGCCAUGUACUAAUCUUGCAAAAAAGUGGAAGCUGUUAUUUAUUGCCAUCCAAAUGAGAGAUUUCUGGAGCCUGGCCUUUCUAACACCUUUGUGUCCCAGCUCAGCAAAGUUCUGGAAGAAAGGAUUUGGACCCAUCUUUUUCUAUACCGGCAAUGAAGGUGACAUCUGGACUUUUGCUCAGAACUCUGACUUCAUAUUUGAAUUAGCAGAGGAACAGCAAGCACUUGUCAUUUUUGCUGAGCAUAGGUACUAUGGGAAGUCUCUUCCCUUUGGACUUGAGUCAACGCAGCUGAAGAAGACUGCUCUGCUCACUGUGGAACAAGCCCUUGCUGACUAUGCCGUGCUCAUUACUGAGCUUAAGCAGCAGCUUGGUGCUGCAGACUGCCCUGUCAUCGCUUUCGGAGGCAGCUAUGGAGGAAUGCUGAGCGCUUACCUGAGGAUGAAAUACCCGAAUGUUGUGGCUGGAGCAUUAGCCGCCAGUGCUCCUCUGCUGUCUGUGGCUGGGCUUGGAGACCCCACCCAGUUCUUCAGAGAUGUCACAGCAGAUUUUCAGAAGUCCAGCCUAGGAUGUGUCACAGCUGUCCGUAAAGCCUUCCAGCAGAUCAAGGACCUGUGGCUGAGUGGAGCCUAUGAUGAGAUCAGCAGCAAAAUGGCCACAUGCAAUAAGAUCUCUAACAAGGAGGAUGUUUACCAGCUGUUUGGGUUUGCUAGAAAUGCCUUCACCAUGAUGGCCAUGAUGGACUAUCCAUACAAAACCGACUUCAUGGGUCACCUCCCUGCCAAUCCAGUGAAGGUCGGCUGUGAACAAAUUAUGGCCCACAAAGACCCAGUUGAAGGCUUGGCUGCUCUUGUUGGAGUGUUCUACAACUCCUCUGGCUUGGCACAGUGUUAUGACAUAUACCAGCUGUACCAGUCCUGUGCUGACCCCACGGGCUGCGGCAUCGGCUCGGACGCAGAGGCUUGGGACUAUCAGGUUUGCACUGAGAUCAACUUAACAUUUAACAGUAACAAUGUGACAGACAUGUUCCCUGAGAUGCCCUUCACAGAGGCCAUGCGCGAGCAGUACUGUUGGAACAAGUGGCGUGUGAGGCCACGAGCACACUGGCUGCAGACAAACUUCUGGGGAGAAGACCUGAGAAGUGCAAGCAACAUCAUUUUUUCAAAUGGAGACUUGGACCCAUGGGCUGGAGGUGGGAUAAACAGCAGCCUCAGCCCUUCACUGAUUGCACUGACUGUUAAAGGAGGUGCCCAUCACCUUGAUCUCCGGGGACGCAACCCAGCGGACCCCCCGUCCGUCACGGAGGUGCGCAAGCUCGAAGCUGGGAUCAUCAGCAGCUGGGUGAAAUCCGCAGGCCUGGGGCGGGUGCGGGACCAGCGCGCAGGAGCUGCAGCAGGCCGCCAGCCCUGAGCCCCUCCAUCCCCACAGCCCCUGGGUGCCACUGCCAAAGGACACAGUAGCCUGCUGAGCUGGUUCUAGGCUGGCUGGGACACUAUUCUCUCCUCUGCCAUGAUGGUGGGAACUCCCUUUUCCUAAGUGUCCCGCCUACACCUCAUUGAGCUUUGAAAGAAAUGCAAAAGGCCAAAUCACUGACAGAAGCCAAAACUACAUUGUCUGGGCUCCAUGCUUGCCUGCUCAGAAUGAGCUGUUACAAAGGGCAGCAAUAUGAAAAGCUUGCCUGGAAGGUCCAAGAACCAUCACAGCUCUGAACAGGAUCAUUGCAUGAGGGACCUUAAGGUUGAAACAAUUAUUUUU
This is a messenger RNA of Corvus hawaiiensis (hawaiian crow), 2089 nucleotides long. It is a transcript of the gene DPP7, whose product is annotated as dipeptidyl peptidase 7. Gene Ontology annotation, molecular function: dipeptidyl-peptidase activity; serine-type exopeptidase activity. Gene Ontology annotation, cellular component: vesicle. The transcript has 12 exons. The record is from RefSeq and is a predicted model, not a curated record. Bases 305 to 1744 code for a protein of 479 amino acids. NCBI's taxonomy places the organism in Eukaryota, Metazoa, Chordata, Aves, Passeriformes, Corvidae. Gene Ontology annotation, biological process: proteolysis.